Anguilla rostrata (American eel) is the source of this 1487-nucleotide messenger RNA. Its product is annotated as pleckstrin homology domain-containing family F member 2-like. Gene Ontology annotation, molecular function: phosphatidylinositol binding; metal ion binding. NCBI's taxonomy places the organism in Eukaryota, Metazoa, Chordata, Actinopteri, Anguilliformes, Anguillidae. The record is from RefSeq and is a predicted model, not a curated record. The transcript has 2 exons. The coding region runs from base 191 to 991 and encodes 266 amino acids. Gene Ontology annotation, cellular component: early endosome. Gene Ontology annotation, biological process: endosome organization; endosome to lysosome transport.
GGGAGGGGAAAUGAAAGACCGUGUACUGAUAAAUACGCUGAUUCGGCUGGUGGAUCACAUAAACAGUUUACUCUUACAGCAUAUCUUCUGCUCCAGAGGGUCAAGAGAAAAAACCUUCACAAAGUUAUACUCUGGACAUUAACUGCAACUUUGAAGAUCAGCAAUCACUUGAGAUUGAGGUAAUACUGUCAUGGCUAACAAGCUGGCUUCCACAGAGGAGAACUUGGAGCGGAUCCUGGCAGUGGAAAGCUUCUUCGGUCCGUCUGGGAAGCCCCUGAAGAAACCAGGCCGGGUCCUGGUGGGUGAGGGGUGUUUGAUGAAGCUCUGCCGGCGUAGCCCCCAGCCCCGGAUCUUCUUCCUGUUCAAUGACAUCCUAGUGUAUGGCAGCAUUAUCGUCAAUGGGCGCUGGUACACCACCCAGCAGGUCAUCCAGCUGGAGGACAUUAAGGUGGAGGAUCUGGAGGACUCCCCAGACAUGAAGAACCAGUGGCUCAUCCGCACACCCCGCAAGUCUUUCUAUGUGUCGGCCGCCUCGCCCCAAGAGAAGCAUGCCUGGAUCACGCACAUUGAGGAGUGUCGGGCCAAGAGGUUGAACGAAACGGGCCAGGCUCCUGGGGAGACCCUCGCCCCUGCCUGGGUCCCUGACAGCGCCUCGGCCAUCUGCAUGCGCUGCUGCAGCAAGUUCACAGUCACACAGCGCCGCCACCACUGCAGGCAGUGUGGCUACGUGGUCUGCGGCUCCUGCUCCAGCAAUCGCUUCCUCAUCCCCAACAUCUCUUGCAAGCCCGUGCGCGUCUGUCUGGUCUGCCACCCGAUCCUGCAAGCCAGCAAUUCCAUCCGCAAGCGCGGAGACAGUGACGGGAACAGCUGGUCGGACGAGAGUUCCAGCGAUGAAGACAGCCCUGAGCUCGACAAGGACCCCUUACCCCAGCAGUGGGUGGGACAGGAGAACAAUAUUUUACAAGGCUGGUCGUCCUACAGUGAUAAAUAAGCAUGCCAAAAAUCAUACCUUCAAUGCAAAUAAAGAUACAGGCACUUCACCACUGCCAGUCAUUGACUACCUUAAGGCUAUGAACAAAUGCUAUUGAGUGUUUACAAAUAAUUUCAAAUGAGCUGCCUUGAACUGAGGCUGGGCAUGAUCUACAAAUGAAAAGACAUUCUGAACUUUAAAAAAAGAAACACUCGGACAAGACGUUUUUUUACAUGGGAAAUUUUGUUAUUCCAUCACAUUAUAAAAACACCUAAAAUGUAAGAUUAUUUAUUCCACAGAGUACAGAGUAUAUAUUGCAGCAAUGCAUUUGAGUUGAUAUUCACUAAUGUUGGAUGUUUUCCGUUUUUAUUUUUUAUUUGUAUCACACAACAUUAUGUUUGUAUCGAUGUAUCACAGGACUGCGAUGGCAUAUGCACUUUAUUAUAUUUUAUCAUCACUUAAUCAUAUUGUAUGUAGUAUUGCAUAUUUAUAUCAAUAAAAAUAUUAUUCAUACUGA